AUGGACGGCACGGUGCGGCACUGCCUGAGCUGGGCCGAGGUGCGGGAGGUCAUGGCGUCCAACGCGCUCGAGAAGCUGGGCCGUCUGCCCGAACAGCUGGGAUGCUACCGACAGCAGACGGAGGUCAUGCGCAGUGAGUUCGUCACGGUGGGGGACUUCAUCCUGCACCACCGGUUCGGCUUCCCCUACCUCACCCGGCCAGAGGACGGCAAGAAAACUGACGACGACGACGGUGGUGAGGGCGUUCCCCGCACGACCUCCGGAGGCUCCGAGCGCGUGGUGUGGGCCAAGAACGACUUCCCCUACGCCCUGGAAGCCGACAUCAGCCACUUCCUCCUGUGGAGCCUCCAGCCUCUGCCACCCCAGCAGCUGGAGCAGCUCAUCCAGCAGCACGUGGUCCCCGACGAGGAGUUUGUCUACUUUGUCAACCCGCCUGCGCUGCAGAGCGUCCAAAACGUCUUCCACGCGCACGUGCUCACGCAACCAACGCUACGAACGCGCUGGCCCUUCUAA
This is a messenger RNA of Acanthamoeba castellanii str. Neff, 513 nucleotides long. RefSeq lists its product as uncharacterized. Bases 1 to 513 code for a protein of 170 amino acids. The record is from RefSeq and is a predicted model, not a curated record. Lineage: Eukaryota; Discosea; Longamoebia; Acanthamoebidae. Gene Ontology annotation, biological process: N-acetylglucosamine metabolic process. Gene Ontology annotation, cellular component: cytoplasm. The transcript has 3 exons.